UUCCCAAGAGGUACAAAUGGGUCUGAAGUUCUGCGUUCGCUUGCAUUAGUUUAUUGAAGAGAACAGUGAAUUUGUGUGUACUAGAUAUUCCCUGUUAAUUUAGAAAGCGUUCUGUUCGCUCCCACUUGGAAAAGGAACAAACCGAGAGUCACAUCAACUUCCACAUUAUGUUCUAUAAUAUUCCUCAGCGUGUACACUUCGUGAUUCCUCUUGAUCUCCAAGGUCACACAAGUUCUAGUCAACUUGAAAGACUUUGACUGAUCAUCUGAUGCUGUCUGUUUUCUGUUUCCAUUCAUCGAAGUGCUUAGCUAUGGAAACAUCGAAACUAGAUGGUGUCGGUGCUGAUCGAGAUACUUACGCCUCUCUGGGAUUGGAUAAGUCCAGCAACGAUGAUUCGGGAACACCCCAGAUUUUGUUCGAUAUGGCUUCUGCUCUGGAGAAGUCUAUACGGAGAAACGAGAAAUUAUCGAAGCCCUCGAAGCGAAAGGAAGGCGUUACCAUCUUCCACGGGUCAAGGGCGCCCACCAUGAGCGUUCGGCAGUACCUCGAGCGCAUUUGCAAGUACACGAGCUGCAGCAUGUCCUGUUUCGUCGUAGCAUACAUCUACAUCAACCGGUUCCUUGAAAGAACAGCCGGCUGUCUCACUUCACUUAACAUCCACAGGCUCUUGAUAACUAGCGUGGUGGUCGCUUCCAAGUUCAUAGACAACGCGGGUGCCAACAAUUCUUAUUUUGCUAAAGUGGGAGGAAUAAGCAAUGCGGAAAUGAACAGGAUGGAGGUCAACUUUCUCUUCAAACUCGACUUCCGACUCUGCGUAUCGCCAGAGGAGUUAGAGAUAUAUCGUUCACAGUUGCAGACAGAAGGCAGCAGCAAAUACCAGAUUGAUCGCUCGAUCAAGUGUUGCGGAAUCAGAGAAGGGUGGCUCAAGAAAGACAGUGAUAAAUGCACAUCCGCCAAUGCAGGGCUCAGUUGCAGAGCCAUUUGAGUCAAAAUGUUUCUUUCAUUUUAUGAUGCCUGGCCAGGAAGGGCACUUUGCUCAUUUCUUUCCUUCUAACUUUGUUCCGUCGCAAUGUCUUAAGUCGUCGAACUUUAUAAAAGUCUCUUGCUUUACAAGGUCUAU
Eucalyptus grandis is the source of this 1120-nucleotide messenger RNA. Its product is annotated as cyclin-P3-1. The record is from RefSeq and is a predicted model, not a curated record. Lineage: Eukaryota; Viridiplantae; Streptophyta; Magnoliopsida; Myrtales; Myrtaceae. The coding region runs from base 269 to 985 and encodes 238 amino acids. Gene Ontology annotation, molecular function: protein kinase binding. Gene Ontology annotation, biological process: regulation of cyclin-dependent protein serine/threonine kinase activity. The transcript has 3 exons.